This is a messenger RNA of Haliotis rufescens (red abalone), 1877 nucleotides long. Its product is annotated as dynein light chain Tctex-type protein 2B-like. The coding region runs from base 97 to 696 and encodes 199 amino acids. Lineage: Eukaryota; Metazoa; Mollusca; Gastropoda; Lepetellida; Haliotidae. The transcript has 2 exons. Gene Ontology annotation, biological process: microtubule-based movement. The record is from RefSeq and is a predicted model, not a curated record. Gene Ontology annotation, molecular function: dynein intermediate chain binding. Gene Ontology annotation, cellular component: cytoplasm; cytoplasmic dynein complex.
CACGGUCGAGUUGCCUUCUUAUUCGUUGCUCCCCCGGGUUUUCAGAAGGCGUUAGAUUGCUUGUGCAGCAGACGACACUGUGGAAAUCGUGCAGCCAUGUCUAGACUCACCAUGGAGAACCUGGAGCAACUGGACGGUGCUAAGCAACCGUCACGGCGCAUGUCUAUAAUGCCUCGUGAUGGAGAAGGCAUGACCUCGGGACCGUCGAUCAGAAGGAUGUCGCGAAUGAUCGAACCUCGACAGAGCGUUCAAUAUGGCAGACGUAUGUCCCAUGUGUCAAGAAGUAGCAUAUCCGGGGCGUCUUUCGGCGCCAAACACAUGUUUGCUGCAGUGAAGAUACAAAACACAUUCAGACUCGGUCCGGAUAAAGACGACAAAUUCAACGCUUCGCGGGCAGAGCAGACGAUGAAACGCGUGCUCGAGUCGUACUUGGAUGGUGAACAGUAUGACAACAACCUAUGUAACAACCUGACCAGAGACUUGUCUGAAGUUAUCAAAGCACGCAUCAAGGAUCUUGGCUUCAGUCACAGGUACAAAUUUGUGUGUGUGGUUACCAUGGGCGAGAACAGGAACCAGGGACUUGCCCUCAGCAGCCGUAGUGUGUGGAACACAGACACGGACAAUUAUGCAUCUGCCACGUAUUCUAAGGGCAACUUGUUCGCCGUGGCCCAGAUAUAUGCAACAUAUUUUGAAUAAUGUAGAAUAUUUCAUAUAUCAUGUAAUUUGAAUCCCGACCGGCUUAUGUCCAACUUGUGGAAAUCCAUGCAUCUGAACGUGGGGACCACGUCGCCGCCAUUUCUCCUCACAUCGGGAUAACAGAGACGGUUCCGAAGCAGCUGGAGUGUGAAUCAUUGCUAUUUUUUGACCGAUAAGGAUAUUACAAUUUGUGAGAAUGGAUAAUGAAAUAAUUCGUCUCAUCUUACCCAUUGUUUCUAAGGGGUGGUCGGGUAGCCUAGUGGUUAAAGCGUUCGCUCGUCACGCCGAAGUCCCGGGUGCGAUUCCCGAUAUGGGUACAAUAUGUGAAGCCCAUUUCUGGUGACCCCCGCCGUGAUAUUGCUGGAAUAUUGCUAAAAGCGGCGUAAAACCAUACUCACUUACUCAUUGUUUCUAAGGUCUCACCACUACGUCCUUAGUUGUACACGUAACAGGUUUGUGUAUGUCGAUGAUUGUGGGUAUCGUGAUCAGAUCCCUGUUAUGUGGAACGAACUCCAGUUAUUACAGAUGACAUAGGUCACGGUCACAACGUAUUUACGUAACCCGACGUGACGUAUGCAAGCACCUAUCCAUGUAGGUAGGCCUAGCGCCAUUUAGCAACGACAAACUGUGAUAUAUAGCGACUGCUUGUGUUUAUUGUCAUAUAGCUGAACACUCAGUGUUGUCCAAAGUCAUGUUGAUCCUCCAUAGUGUAUUACUCCCUCGCGUUUAUCAAGUUAAGGUCUAUACAAUGAACAACCCAAUGUUGACCAACGCAUGGAUUCGUGCAAGACUGUCGUUCACGUUCCUCGAUUCAAAAACAUUCUAUAAUGUUAACAGUAUUGAACAAGAUGUGUGGGAAUAUGACUGGAUUUCAAAUUGUCUUGUUAUAUGAUAAUUCUAUUCCGUCCGCAAAACUUUGAUUUUUUACGGCAAUUGUUUUAGCCAAGUAUUUUACAGGUAUAUGUAUGCCUUUUUAAAAUGUAUUUUAUGUGUUAUGAUGAAACUCUUUCAUGUUGAAUAUUUUUGUGAAUAUGUCUUUGUUAUCAUGACUUUAUAUAAAACAGUUUACAAGUACUUCACAUAUUUUCAUUGUAAAACUGUGGAUUCAAAUUGAAUGUUUGUGAAUGUCGACAGAUAUUAUAUAUACAAGAGCAAACGUAUUAAAUACUUCAUAUACACUA